Arvicanthis niloticus (Nile rat) is the source of this 1814-nucleotide messenger RNA. RefSeq names its product solute carrier family 25 member 20 (gene Slc25a20). Gene Ontology annotation, biological process: mitochondrial transport; carnitine transmembrane transport. Gene Ontology annotation, cellular component: mitochondrial envelope. NCBI's taxonomy places the organism in Eukaryota, Metazoa, Chordata, Mammalia, Rodentia, Muridae. Gene Ontology annotation, molecular function: O-acyl-L-carnitine transmembrane transporter activity. The record is from RefSeq and is a predicted model, not a curated record.
GGGCGGAAGCCAGGCUAGUCCGACUGGACCCUCUUUCCGACCUGCCCGUGGCCCCGCCCACCUUAAUGUAGGUGAAAGGUCGGUGGGGCGGCUUGGGCUGCAAGUGGAGCAAGACCUAGACUGCCCCGAGCUGCCAGGGAGACUGACAGAAGACUGACCAUGGCAGACGAGCCGAAACCCAUCAGUCCGCUUAAGAACCUCCUGGCCGGCGGCUUUGGCGGCGUGUGCCUGGUGUUUGUGGGACACCCCCUGGACACGGUCAAGGUCCGACUGCAGACACAACCACCAACUUUGCCUGGACAGCCACCUAUGUACUCUGGGACCUUCGACUGUUUCCGGAAGACUCUUUUUAGAGAGGGCAUCACAGGGCUCUAUCGGGGCAUGGCUGCACCCAUCAUUGGAGUCACCCCUAUGUUCGCUGUGUGCUUCUUUGGGUUUGGUUUGGGGAAGAGACUACAGCAGAAAUCUCCAGAGGAUGAACUUACCUACCCGCAGCUGUUUACAGCUGGGAUGUUAUCUGGUGUGUUCACCACAGGAAUCAUGACCCCUGGAGAACGGAUCAAAUGCUUACUGCAGAUUCAGGCUUCUUCAGGGGAAAACAAAUACAGCGGUACCUUGGACUGUGCAAAGAAGCUAUAUCAGGAGUUUGGGAUCCGUGGCUUCUACAAAGGGACUGUGCUCACUCUCAUGCGAGAUGUUCCUGCCAGUGGGAUGUAUUUCAUGACAUAUGAAUGGCUUAAAAAUCUCUUCACUCCAGAGGGAAAGAGUGUCAAGGACCUCAGUGUGCCUCGGAUCCUGGUGGCUGGUGGCUUUGCAGGGAUCUUCAACUGGGUCGUGGCUAUCCCCCCAGACGUGCUCAAGUCUCGAUUCCAGACUGCACCUCCUGGAAAAUAUCCUAAUGGUUUCAAAGAUGUGUUGAGAGAGCUGGUCCGAGACGAAGGAGUCACCUCCUUGUACAAAGGGUUCAAUGCAGUCAUGAUCCGGGCCUUCCCAGCCAAUGCCGCCUGUUUCCUUGGCUUUGAAAUUGCCAUGAAGAUCCUUAAUUGGAUUGCCCCCAAUUUGUGAGACUGAAGACUGUUCAAGACUUGUGGAUGCUGGACAACUGUUGCUGAGAGGCGGGAGCAGGACUAGGAAGUCCUGAGGGUGAGGGGAGGGGACUGGUGGGAUCAGAGCUCCAGGAAUGGCUGUGAUGGUGAAACUGUUGCCUUAAUGACAUCCUCUACCUUGUAUAACUUGGUGCCAUUUUGAAACUUGAAUUUAGAAGAUUUCCAGGGAAUUGGAGAUUGAAUAGUUUAUAGACUUGCUACCUUUGGCCAAAUUGCCACCUACUGGUUGACUGAAGGCCCUACUAUACUCAAAAUGCUCCUUACUGAAGAGUUGAUGAGUGACUCUCUGGAGGCCCCUUGCCUACUUUCAACCAGCUAAACCAGAAGCUGGGAUCUUUAAUUGCUAGCCAGGAAAACCCAAGAGAUGUCUAUGGUGCCAUCUACUCCUAGCUGUACACAGGAAUGUGGAUAUGAAGCACUUAUCUGUCUACCCAAUGAACUAGGUAGAUAGUACCUAAGAACAGCCCACCUAUUAACCAUUGUUUUUUUUUUAUAUUUUUACAUAAGAAAUAAUAACAAUAAUAAAAAACAAUUAUCUAAAUCCCCCGGGAGAAGGUGGAGAAUUUUUCCCUCCUACACAGUGAAGACAGCCCCAGCCUGCUGGGAUAAGUGUGAAAGCCAUAAUGUAGUAAGGCUCUUUUUGCACAUUCUUUCCCUAUAAGAGCACUCAAUUUUAACAGGAAACAAUAAAUAUUGUUUCUAAUUUUU